AUGAGUGCUAAGCUAUUUUUUUGGAAUGUCCGUGGCAUUAAUGAGCCGGACAAGCACAGGCCUUUUGUUUCUUGGCUUCAAUGCCAUAAGCCUUUAUUCGGAGCUAUUCUCGAAACUCAUGUUAAAGAACCUUAUUUGAAACCCCUUUUAGCCCAUCUUUGCCCUGGCUGGUCCUUCUGUUCUAACCACUCUGCUGAUCCUGACGGGCGUAUCAUCAUCAUUUGGAGAGAUACAGUCAGAGUCAGUGUUGUCUCUCAAUCUCGACAAUGCAUCACUUGUUUGCUGACUAUCCCUAACUCCCCACCGUUCUACUAUUCUGCGGUUUAUGCUUCUAAUCUUGGUGAAGAGAGAGCAGAUUUAUGGGUGGAGCUGAUAAACCUGGAGGCAACUCUAAAUCUGGAUGCUCACUGCUGGUUUGUGGGGGGAGACUUUAACCAAAUUCUACACCCCAAUGAGCAUUCUGGACAUGAUGGAUCUGGUCCCGAUACUCAAAUGUACCAAUUCCAAGAUUGCCUUCUUCAAGCUGGGAUCUUUGAUCUUAGAUACCUGGGGCCUAGUCAUACUUGGUCAAACAAGCAGCCGUCUGAUCCUAUAGCCAAGAAGCUUGAUCGGUUACUUGUCAAUAGCCCCUCCAUUUCUGCUUUUCCUAACGCCACAGCUACCUUCCUUCCUCCCCUUAUCUCUGACCAUGCACCCUGUAUCCUUGACUUAGCCUAUACCUUGCCCAUUGCUGGUACCAAACCCUUUAAAUUUCCCAACUAUCUCACAAAGCACCCCAACUUCGUCCAGCUAAUGCAAUGUGCCUGGAUUCAAGCCGGAACCGAAUUUUGUUGCAAAGUGUGCAGGAUAAAUUGGCUUAGAGAAGGGGAUCUCAAUACUACUUACUUUAUGCGGAUCUGUCAAGUCAGGGCUAGCUAUAACGCUAUUCGAGCUUUCAUGACUCCCUCAGGCAUCUGGAUAACAGACCCAAUAGAGAUGAGUAUUCAUGCUGUGUCGCACUUUGGUUCUGUCCUUUCUCCGUCCUCUCUCCCUUGCUCAAGAGUUUACUCGCCACCAGACUGGUUUUUGGACUUGACUGGAUUUCGCGUUUCUGCAGAAACUGCUCAGCUUAUGCUCUCUGUGCCAACACAAUCCGAGAUUCAGGCAAUGUUUUUCAGGCUUAAUCCUAAUAAGGCUCCAGGGCCAGAUGGUCUAACCUCAGGGUUCUUCAAGGGAGCAUGGUCAGUUGUUGGUGAGGAAACUACUGCGUCUAUAUUGCACUUCUUUGCCUCAGGUUUUCUUCCCUCAACGGCCAAUGCCACCAUCUUGUCUAUGGUACCUAAGUUUCCAGGGGCAACAAAAGUAUCAGACUUCAGGCCGAUCUCCUGUCUCAAUACCAUUUAUAAAGUAAUCUCUAGACUUUUGGUAAAGCGCCUAAAGCCUAUGCUACCUAGCUUAAUUCUUCCUAGUCAAACGGCGUUUGUAAAGGACAGGCUGCUUCUUGAGAACACAAAUCUUGCGAGUGAACUUAUUAAUGGCUACCAUCGAAACAAAGGGAAGAAGAAAAUUACCAUCAAAGUUGACAUUGCAAAGGCCUUUGAUACACUGUCGUGGGAUUUCCUGUUUGCUUGUCUGACGGGUAUGGACCUUCCACCGCUAUUCAUCUCCUGGCUUCGUGCCUGUAUCUGUACGCCAAGUUUCAUGGUUGGUUAUAACGGAAUGGUAAAUGGUUAUUUCAAGGGUAAGAGAGGCUUGAGGCAAGGUGAUCCGCUGUCACCUUAUUUGUUUGUUAUAGCAAUGAAUUGUCUAUCUUUUAUGCUAAAUAAGGCGGUAGUAGCAAACAAGCUCAAGUUUCAUGCAAAAUGUGAGAAAGCAAAGUUGACGCACCUUUCAUUCGCGGAUGACCUCCUGAUCUUCAUCGACGGUUCGAUUGAGUCUGUCCAAAACGUUCUCAUGAUCCUCCGUGAAUUUGAGAACAGGUCAGGCCUCGCUGUGAGUCUCCAAAAGACAUCCUUCUUUGCCUCAGGAAUGGACCAGGAAGAAAUUGAUACGAUUCAAGCCUCAACAGGAAUGUCUCACGGUUCACUUCCUUUCCGCUACCUUGGAGUCCCUCUCAACUCGAGGAAGCUCUCUCUGGCCAACUGUGGGGUAUUACUGCAGCAAAUCAAAACUAAGUUCAACUCUUGGUCGGUAAAAUCUCUCUCUUUCUCGGGUCGCUUACUUUUAAUAAAAACGGUGAUCUCCGGCAUUACUACAUUCUGGUGCUCUUCUUUCAUUCUGCCAAACGCCUGCAUCAACAAAAUCAACUCAAUGUGUAGUACUUUCUUGUGGAAGGGGGAUAUUGAGUCUAGGAAUUCGGCCAGAGUGGCUUGGGACAAAGUUACGCUUACCCAAGAACAGGGAGGACUGGGUGUUAAGGAUCUCUACAUAUGGAACCGUUCUUGUUGCAUGAGACUAAUCUGGAUGCUAUUCUUCCGGCCUGACUCGGUGUGGGUUUCCUGGUUCAAAGAAGUCAUACUCAAAGGCUCAGAGCACAACUACUGGACAACCAAACCAAGCAACUCUUUCUCUUGGUUGGCAAAUAAAUUAUUAAAGAUGAAAAAUGUUGUGUAUCCACUUAUCUGUCUUCGAUUGCAGAAUGGAGAAUCGGCUAGGUUCUGGUUUGAUAAUUGGUCCCCGUUUGGGUGCCUCUAUGACUACUUGCAAGGUGCUACAUCUCGACUAGGGAUCCCACUCCACGCCACGGUCUCGUCUCUCCUCAGGAACGGGGUCUGGCUCCUCCCUCCAGCACGCUCCGACAACCAGCUACAGCUUCUCUCCUUCCUGACAACAGUUAAUCUUAAUGAUGAUGCGGACUACUUUGAAUGGGAAAUACAAGGGAACACAACUAACCGAUUCUCUACGGCUGAUGUUUAUCACUAUCUAUGUGGAAGUAAAGCGACAGUGCAGUGGGCAUCGGCGAUUUGGGCGAAGAAAGGCAUCCCAAGGCAUGACUUCCAUGGAUGGCUCGUAGUCCUUGAUCGUCUACCUACUCGGGAUCGGAUGUUGGGAUGGGGGCUGCAAGUAAGUCCUCUCUGCCUGCUCUGCAACUCCUCUGCUGAAUCACGAUCUCAUCUCUACAUGGAUUGCAACUUUAGUUAUGACCUUUGGUGCCUUGCUGCUUCUCGAUGCAACAUCCAACCGUAUCGCUCUUGGACAGCUCUACUUGACCAGAUGAUGUCUCUAACUUCUUCUCGAUCAUCGAACCUCCUCACGCUACUUGUGUGGAAAUCGGUGAUGUAUUGGGUCUGGCAUGAAAGAAACCAGAGACUGCAUGUAGGAGCUUUUAGGAACACAGACUCUCUGUUUAAAACUAUAGACCACCAAAUCAGGAAUCGCAUUCAGAGCUUUAGAGAGACAAGUCCCAGGAUGGCUUCCCUGAUGAUGCAACAAUGGAUUGGCUGA
Raphanus sativus (radish) is the source of this 3423-nucleotide messenger RNA. RefSeq lists its product as uncharacterized. The record is from RefSeq and is a predicted model, not a curated record. NCBI's taxonomy places the organism in Eukaryota, Viridiplantae, Streptophyta, Magnoliopsida, Brassicales, Brassicaceae. Bases 1 to 3423 code for a protein of 1140 amino acids. The transcript is spliced from 3 exons. Gene Ontology annotation, molecular function: catalytic activity.